AUGAUUUAUGAAAACAGAAUACACAGCCUUAAAAUAGAACGUAGGCAUAAACACCCAGAAGCACUCACCUUUGUAAUUGUAACAAAAAUUAGCACAAAUGGAGUUGAGAGCUCUAAUGAAGUUAUGGACCCAAGCACAAUAUUAGCAAAAGGGCAGAAUUCACACUGUAUCAAAGUUGUUCUGCAAGAGUUUCAGCACCUGUCCAAAGCAAAUGUGAAACUCCCUCAGCCACCUGAAUGACAGUGUUACAGCAAUUCAUCAAAAAGAAAAAUCACAGACCCUUCUUUCCUUCCAUUCGACUUAACUGGUCUUCAUUUCCCACAGUAG
Messenger RNA from Saimiri boliviensis boliviensis (Bolivian squirrel monkey), 327 nucleotides. NCBI's taxonomy places the organism in Eukaryota, Metazoa, Chordata, Mammalia, Primates, Cebidae. The record is from RefSeq and is a predicted model, not a curated record.